AUGAGUUACCGGCGAGACCUCACCCCUUCGCUGAUGGGAGUCAAUCUUACGGUGGGGGCGGGAGAGAAGGUUGGUAUUGUGGGCAGGACCGGUUCGGGCAAGACAUCGUUGUUGCGAGCGAUUUUCGGGUUGUACCCUUACUCUGGCUGCAUCGACAUCGACGGAGUGGACAUCUCCACGCUGCCGGUACAUUUGCUGCGCUCGAGGUUGGCCGUCAUUCCUCAGGACCCGCUCCUGUUCGCCGGAACCGUUCGCGAAAAUCUCGACCCUUCCGGAGAGCACCCAGAUACCGCCCUUUGGCAAGCUCUACGAAGCUCCCGACUGGCUGAUGUUGAUCUCGACAGAGAUUCUGGGGGUGGCAGCGACGGCGCAAUCGGUGCCGGUUGGGGCGAUCCCUCGACUACGAAAGCCGAUUCCACGGUGGGCAGCGGAGGCGCUGUCGCGAGAGGGAGCGUCGGGGGCUUCAGGCUGGAUACCGAGCUGGACGGGUACGGGGCCAACAUGUCUUCAGGCCAGAGGCAGCUUCUCUGCAUCGCGCGGGCCCUGCUGAGGAGGUCCAAGAUCGUGUGUGUUGACGAAGCCACGGCAAGGAUGGACGUGAGGACCGCGAAGCUGGUGGACGCAGCUAUGGCAGAGGCGUUUCGGGAUGCCACCGUGCUCACAGUGGCGCAUCGCCUUCCCCCGGUGUUAGAGUCCUGCGACAAGGUGGCGGUGAUGAGCGAAGGCCGCGUCGUCGAACAAGGGAAACCAAGGGAUCUCGCCGCCGAUACAACAAGCCGAUUUAUCGUUUGACCAUUGACCUCGCAUCCCUACAAAGCCGGGACGGAGCACGCCGGGUUCUCACCGGACCAGGCUCUCACAUCACCAAGCGCGAAGCGCCGUGAGGUAUUUGGCGAGUCGCAUGAAGGGUGAGCUGCAUCCUGCUAAGGGUGUUCGGCAUCUUGUGCUUACUUCCUUGCGUACGGAUGACAGCUACGUAUGACUUAAUUUAUUUUCUGGUGCUUUUACUUCCAGAGACAGUUGUAAGCACUGUGUAACUGCCUCGAGGAAGCUUGACCAUUUUAACACAACGUGGGUGCGAUCAUCCCCCGUUGCGCGGAGUGAGGUUUCUCCACCCCGCACAACAUGAUCUACUCGACCACCAUUAUGGUUAC
Ectocarpus siliculosus is the source of this 1154-nucleotide messenger RNA. The record is from the annotation of a GenBank genome assembly. Lineage: Eukaryota; Phaeophyceae; Ectocarpales; Ectocarpaceae.